Molecule: messenger RNA, 4887 nt
Organism: Gekko japonicus
Lineage: Eukaryota; Metazoa; Chordata; Lepidosauria; Squamata; Gekkonidae
Gene: NVL
Product: nuclear VCP-like
Exons: 23
Coding region: 98-2644 (848 amino acids)
Biological process (GO): ribosome biogenesis
Cellular component (GO): nucleus
Molecular function (GO): preribosome binding; ATP hydrolysis activity; RNA binding
Source: RefSeq, a predicted model, not a curated record
GCGCGCCGAAGAUAGCUUUGGUUCUGGCCUCUUCCGUGCAGGAAGGCGGAGCCUCGCUUUUGGCUGAGGGGCGGAAUUCGGAGCGUGGGGAGCUGCCAUGCGGAAUCGGGGAGGAAGCCACCCGGUGGGAGAUCCGAGGCUGAAGCAGCGAGUUAAGCAGUACUUGAGCAGUAAUAAAUGUGGCCAGUAUGUUGAUAUUGGAAUUUUAGCAGCUGAUCUACAGAAAACAUACAGUGCAGAUUAUGGAAGAAGAAAAAGAAAUGCUUUUAGAAUACAGGUAGAGAAAGUUUUUGGGAUAAUAAGUAAAGAGCUGAAGUCUGAGGAUUUAGAGACUACAGAACAUGAACAUUUGGCAAAGAAAGCAAGGCACAGGGGAGGCAAAGAAGAUUCAGAAAGCUGCAUGGAUACCUCAGACACUGACACUGAGCACCCAUCCUCCAAUUACAUGAACACUUCUUUAUUGACCUUAUACCGGAAAGAAAAUCAAGAUUCCCUUCCUGAAACUGCUAUGGAUGUGCUAACAAAAUCCAGCACUCCUCCUCAAGUAACAGCUGACACCAGAAUUUCAGAAGGCGGAUGGUUUAUCGAUAAAACCCCAGCCAGAAAAGAGGAUAACUUUUUUAUUGAUUUAUGUGCAGAAGAAGAGAGUGACAGUAGUAAACAGAUAGCUGAGCAUUCAAAAGACCUUUCCUUUGUGAAGAUUGAAAGGAAGAAGCCCAAGAGCAAAAGAUUUAAAAGGAGUAAAGAAGACUCUCAAGAUGUAGAUGAAGAAAUAGAAUCCGCUUUGUGGAAUCGGAAAGGUAAACCAAAAGGAAUAGAGCUACGGACCUCUUCCAUAAAGUUUGAGGACAUAGGAGGCAGUGACGAGGCUUUGAAGGAAGUAUGCAAGAUGCUGAUACAUUUACGUCAUCCUGAGGUAUACCACCAUUUAGGAGCUGUUCCACCUCGAGGAUUUCUCUUGCAUGGUCCACCAGGAUGUGGAAAAACCUUACUGGCACAGGCUAUUGCUGGGGAACUUGAACUACCAAUACUCAAAGUAGCAGCAACUGAGAUAGUGUCGGGAGUGUCAGGUGAAUCAGAACAGAAGUUAAGAGAUCUUUUUGAUCAAGCUGUGGCCAGUACUCCAUGUAUUCUCUUCAUUGAUGAGAUAGAUGCCAUCACGCCCAAGAGAGAAGUUGCAUCCAAGGACAUGGAACGGAGGAUUGUAGCCCAGCUUCUGACCUGCAUGGAUGACUUGAAUAAUCUGGCUUCCACAGCUCAGGUUCUAGUCAUUGGAGCAACCAACCGACCAGACUCACUGGACCCAGCCCUGAGACGUGCAGGAAGAUUUGAUCGUGAAAUUUGCUUGGGCAUUCCAGAUGAAACUGCCAGAGAAAAAAUUUUGAAGACGUUGUGUCGGAAGCUUAGACUCCCAGAAUCGUUUGACUUCCAUCACUUGGCUCGUAUGACUCCAGGCUAUGUUGGUGCUGAUCUCAUGGCACUUUGCCGUGAAGCAGCGAUGUCCGCUGUGAAUGGGGUCCUUGUUAAAUUGGAAGAGGAAGAAUCUGAAGCCCUGAGUAGUGAAGAAAAAGCACCUGGACAAGCCAUAGAGAAGAAACUAGAUGGGCUUGUAAAGGAAGAGACUGAAAUGCCAGAGCUUCCCACUAAAGAUGAAUUGAAAAGACUGCUUUGGUUGCUAAAGAAUCCAGACCCCCUGGGGGAGGCUCAGCUGCAAAAACUCUGCAUUGAGAUGAAUGAUUUCAUUGUUGCGCUGUCUUCUGUGCAGCCCUCUGCCAAGAGAGAAGGCUUUGUCACAGUCCCUGAUGUGACGUGGGCAGAUAUCGGAGCCCUGGAGGAUAUUCGGGAGGAGCUCACCAUGGCAAUACUGGCGCCUGUGCGGAAUCCUGAGCAAUUCAAAGCCUUGGGCCUGACAGCACCAGCCGGUGUGCUACUUGCUGGGCCUCCCGGUUGUGGCAAAACACUACUUGCAAAGGCUGUGGCAAAUGAAUCUGGGCUAAAUUUCAUUUCUGUGAAAGGUCCUGAACUGCUGAAUAUGUAUGUGGGGGAAAGUGAGCGUGCUGUACGUCAGGUUUUCCAGCGUGCAAGGAAUUCUGCUCCUUGCGUUAUAUUCUUUGAUGAAGUUGAUGCCUUGUGUCCUCGGAGAUCAGACCAUGAGACAGGUGCCAGUGUCCGUGUGGUAAAUCAGUUGCUAACAGAGAUGGAUGGCCUGGAAUCCCGUCGUCAGGUUUUCAUUAUGGCAGCCACCAACAGGCCAGAUAUUAUAGAUCCAGCUAUUUUACGACCAGGAAGGUUGGAUAAAACACUCUAUGUAGGUUUGCCACCACCUUUAGAUCGCCUUGCCAUUUUAAAGACUAUCACUAAAGAUGGAACACGCCCCCCAUUUGAUGUUGAUGUGGACCUUGAAGAAAUAGCUCAUGAUCCUCGCUGUAACUAUUACACGGGAGCAGACCUUUCAGCCCUAGUGCGGGAAGCUUCUGUUUGUGCCCUGAGGCAGGAAAUGAUGAGGCUGAACACCAUGAGCAGGACAGGAGAUAUCAAGAUUAACAAAAAACACUUUGAAGAAGCUUUUAAGAAAGUGAAAUCUUCUGUUUCAAGAAAGGACCAAAUAAUGUAUGAAGAGCUGCGUCACUCACUCAGUAGGUGACAGCUGGGUGACUCCAGAUGCUGACACUUUGCUUACCACAAAGAGAUCUCCUGGCAGAGUUUCCUAGAAGCUUGUUUAUGAAGAACUUGGACCCAGUUCCACUUAACCCCCCCCCCCUCUUUACACUUGUUCCAAAACAGUCUGGAUCAUGGACAGUUUUACUAUUGAUGUAGUGAGAUAUUUAAGAAAUCCUAUCAGUGCUCUGCUUAUGAAAUGAGCAGAAAGAAGCCAUCUCAAAUAUAUAUCUUCAUGGACUUGUGGCUCUAGCCUAACCUCUGUGACAUAAAGAGGGAAGCAGGCAGUCAAGCAGUGGAAACAGUGUUGUGAGAAGAGCAGCAACCUUGCCAUUCCCUUCCAGGAAAGUGGGCAGGAAGACCCAGCAGAAGGUCUGUUGUAGCUGAAAGACAGACUCGCAUUAUGGAAUUGCUCUGGCCUGUUGUAACCAUUGGGACAGAGAAGUGCUUAACUUUGGUUGGAUUGCUCAUCACCAGCACCAUACCCAGUGAUUUGUGGAUGCAACCUGUCAUUGUGCUGUAAUUCUCAACUGGAUUUUCCAGGAAUUCAGUUAUGGUUCUCAUUGUGCUAUUGUAUCCAUUGAUGUGUGUACUGCAGCCUCUCGGUGGAUGGACUUCACCUGUAUACUGAUCUUCAGUCAGCCAUUGUUAUGUGCCUCCUGACUCAUCAGUUCCUGUUCCAUGCUAGUAACUCAUGGUGGUCUGUUGAGAUAAUUUAGUUUCACACAUUCUAUCAUGUAUUUUGUAAUGUUGCAGCAUCCAUAAUCUCUAUCAUCCUUAAAGACAUAGUUCUCAUAGACAUAGAUGUGGUAAACUCAAUGCCUGUUUAACUUAGAUGAUUCAGUGUUCCUUCUUGGAAAGAAAAAAAAUUCCCUGCAUGUUCUGGAAAAAAGGUAUAUAGCUGAGCAGCCCUUCUCCCUGAUGUGCUAGUUUUCUGUGUACAGGGACUGGGGACUGUUGGAGAGAACCAUUGCAUAAUGUGAACCCUCUCCUGCAAUAUGAAAUAUGGCAUAUUUUGAAUGAGCCAACAGCUUAUCCUAUUUGUGGGGAAACUUAUUUGAAGAAAGUGGGGGUUUUUUACCUUACAAGUUUAUGGAAAGGCAUAAAGUUAUUUAGAUUUAUCAGUAUUUUUUUUCUGGAGUAGGAUUCUUUGGCACAGAAUCAUUCUGACAUUCUCUAAGUAGGAUUAUUUUUAGUAUAAUAAAAUGAAGGAAAAUAAAACCUGAAAGUUUCAAAAGUGGUGGGAGUUUCAUAGUUCAGGGAGCAGAUCUCCAGUUGAGCUCUCAGAGACUCUGUGGUCCACCCGUGCAGCUAGCCCUGUAACUACACUGCAGUGAAAACUAUCAUAUACAGCAGUGUGCCCAACUUUGUUGCUGUGUGUGAGGAUCUGUAGCUGUGGUUCAUUAAUUACAUAAAAUAUAUUCCAUGUUCAGCAGCAAUAUACCUUUGACUCCAGAUGCGGAGGACAAAUGGGGGAGGCGGUUGCGUAUAAUACUGUUGGAGUAUCUGCUUUACCACUGUUCCACAUUCAUGCUUUGUAUCUGUGCCUGACAAUAGCAUGAAAACAAAUCUAAGCCUGAAGUUUUAAUGGUCAGAGCAUACCAAACUGACCUGUCCAUGGAAACAUGGUAGUAGGAUUCUAGAAUUCCCUACCUGAAGCUGAAUAGAGAGAGCAUAUAUACUUCAGUAACAGGCACUGAAGGACUCCUGAAGAGUUCAGUACAGUUUGCCUGAGCAUUAAAUCUGCUGCAGUUCACUGCACAGAGACCACUUCAAAAUAAAAAUAAUUAAUGACUGCAAAUCCUCUCUUGUGUGUUUCAUACUGAUGCCCCCAACGCAACUGCAAAAUAGCUAUUUGGGUUAGCAAACACAGUGGAAAAUGUUCUGCGUUUUAAAUGUAUCCCUAUAUAAGGUUAUUUUAAAUGUAUAUUUUGGUUUGUAAACCUGUAAAGUUAUGUAAUGCGCAGUCCCAUUCAUUAUGAUGUUACUGAGUAAGAACAUUCUUUCAUUAAAGCCUGUUUUCACACUGUGGAGCAAACUGGGCCAAGAGUGAGUUUCAGUAGUUUGGACUCGGAUGUGAUGUCUCAGGUGCUCUUAUGAAAUCUGUGCAGACAGUGACCCAUGCUCUAAUGGGGCUAAAGUUUUUGUUUGGAUGGUUUCUUUUUCAUUUUGUGCAGAAAGGUAUACUGAUAUUCUCAGUCAUGUUGGUGUAUAUUCAUCACCACCCCU